Molecule: messenger RNA, 272 nt
Organism: Tuber melanosporum (Perigord truffle)
Lineage: Eukaryota; Fungi; Ascomycota; Pezizomycetes; Pezizales; Tuberaceae
Exons: 1
Coding region: 1-120 (39 amino acids)
Source: RefSeq, a predicted model, not a curated record
AUGCCCCCCUUUUUUCUACGAUGUUCUGUCCUAUGCGCCGUACCAGCGGUUUGUGAAAUGUGGAGUCGAUCUCCGUUGCUUGUUAGGGGCAUGUUGGUCGUUCAGGCAAUUGGUGUUUGAAGCUUAUGGCAAUGAAAUUUCUCGGUGGGGGGGUAAUCUAUCGCGCAAGUGAAUGUUGAAAUGGUACGAUAUAAGGUUUUCGUGGGCACUUGCUGCUGCGCGAUGUCCGAAGUUAAUGUUCUGUACUACAUGAAAUACUUGAUUUCUACUCU